AUUGUUAGUUUAGUUGAAUUUAAAGCAUUGUAGUGCAUAGAUAUGCAUAUUUGUGAAAUAAUUUUGAAAAUGUUUGCACUGAAACCCAUAGUGGUUGCUUUGUGGAUGUUAGCGUGUGCCACAAAUUAUGUGGAAUCCGCAAAAAUACUCGCUGUAUUUCCUUUCUCGGGUCCCUCCCAAUAUAUAUGUGUGCAAUCGUAUUUGCAGACACUGGCGGUGCGUGGACAUGAAAUCACUUCGGUUUCGGCGUUUCCGCAAAAAACACUUUUAAAAAACUUUCGUGAUAUAACAAUACAUAUAGAGCAAUCUCACCAUGAUGAGGCAGUAAUCAGCGCGAUAGAGGAAAUGUCUGGUGGCAAAUUGGACCUGCUGCAAUCUGUUAGGGACUAUACAACAAUGACUUCCUUGUUGGUAUGGGAAACUGAGGAGUUCCAACAAUUAUUGCGCUCUGACGAACAAUUCGAUCUCAUCAUUAUCGAAGUGUUCUAUCAGGAGGCACUUUACGCCUUAGGUCAACACUUCAAAGCGCCUAUGAUUGGUGUCUCCACAUUUGGCGCAGAUAUUAUUAUCGACCAGUUGGUGGACAAUGUUUCGCCGGUAGCAUAUGUACCAACGCCUACCGGCAUAAACUUGGAUCGUAUGAAUUUCUGGGAACGCUUAGAUAAUUUAUAUUCCAACACUAUGGAGCUUCUCUAUACUCAUUUAGUUUUAAUACCGGAACAACAGCGGUACUAUGAAAAGUAUUUUCCUAAUGCGACAUUGCGCUUAACAGACGUGCGUAGAGACUUUUCACUUUUGCUGCUCAAUCAACAUUACUCAUUCAGUUGGCCGCGUCCAUUGGUGCCGAAUGCAAUCGAAGUAGCUGGUAUGCAUAUUGAUCACAAACCGAAGAAAAUACCAACGGAUAUGGAAGAUUUUAUCAAUGCUUCGUCUAGAGGGGCUAUUUACUUCUCAUUAGGGUCGAACGUAAAAAGCGCAUUUUUGCCGAAACAUAAAUUGCAAGAGCUAAUGAACGCAUUUGCCUCCUUACCAGUGAACGUGUUGUGGAAAUUUGAGAAGACGGAUCUAGCUGGUAAACCAAAGAAUGUCUUCAUCAAUAAAUGGUUUCCACAAUCGGACAUACUUGCUCAUCCUAAAGUGAAACUGUUCGUUACACAUGGCGGUAUGCACAGUCUGAUAGAAGCGGUUCAUCAUGCUAAACCGGUUGUGGGUACGCCAGUCUUUUACGAUCAACA
Molecule: messenger RNA, 1235 nt
Organism: Bactrocera oleae (olive fruit fly)
Lineage: Eukaryota; Metazoa; Arthropoda; Insecta; Diptera; Tephritidae
Product: UDP-glucosyltransferase 2
Molecular function (GO): UDP-glycosyltransferase activity
Source: RefSeq, a predicted model, not a curated record